AACUUUUCUAUUUCUAGAAUAAAAUGGCAGACUCAUUAAUUAGAAUUAUAAACCUUUGGAUUUUAUUUCCCAUUGGUUUGUUCUUUCGCCUUAUCCUGAUAUUUUCUGUUCUACUUAUUAUAAGAAGACUUUAUGUUUAUGGAAAAAAACGUUCAAAGGUUGCUGUCGUUGUUCUCGGAGAUGUUGGCAGAAGUCCGAGGAUGUCUUACCACUCGGUGUCCCUAGCAAGUCACGGAUUUGACGUUACCUUAGUUGGAUAUGCAGGAUCCGUCCCCCACCCUUUAGUCUUAGAGUCAAAGAAGAUUCGUCUUCAGUUUGUAAAAGAAGCUCACGUAACAAGGGGUAUGCCCAGGAUAUUUGCCUAUUUUUACAAAGUGAUUACACAAAGUGUUUAUCUAUUAUGGACGAUGAUGGUACAAGUUAAUGCUACUGAAUAUAUCUUAGUUCAGAACCCCCCAUGUAUACCGAGCUUAGCCAUCUGCUGCUUCUUAUCAGUUUGUAAUGGAAGCAAACUUAUAAUAGAUUGGCAUAAUUAUGGAUAUUCUAUACUUGCACUAUCGCUUGGGGAAAAUCACCUAAUGGUGAAGGUUGCAAAAUGGUAUGAAGAAAUAUUUGGUCAGUUGUCGUCAGGAAACUUAUGUGUGACGAAAGCUAUGCAAGAACAUCUGUUUAACAAAUGGAACAUUAGUGCAGAUGUCAUGCAUGACAGAGCAGCUUCAAUUUUUCGGAAACUUGACAAUGAAGAACGACACAAAUUGUUUCUCCGAUUUGGGGAAGAUUAUCCUGAGUUUGCUACCCCAGGAAAAGGGGAAUCCCGGUUCACCCAUAUGGGUGAAUUAGGGGUGAGCAUGAAAAGCGACCGACCAGCUAUUCUAAUUAGCAGCACAAGUUGGACAGAGGACGAAGAUUUCUCAGUUUUGUUGGAAGCUUUGCAAUAUUAUGAGGAAAACACUUCACUCGAUUUACCAAACAUUUUAUGUGUAAUAACUGGUAAAGGGCCACAGAAAUCAUAUUAUCAGAAACAAAUUGCUGCGAAGAAUUGGAAACGUGUUGAAAUCAUCACACCCUGGCUAGAAGCAUCUGAUUAUCCGAAAUUACUCGGUUCAGCAGAUCUUGGUGUAAGUCUCCACACAUCAUCCAGUGGGUUAGAUCUUCCCAUGAAGGUAGUUGAUAUGUUUGGUUCAUCGCUACCUGUUGCUGCUAUCAACUUUAACUGUUUAUCUGAGCUAGUACAGCAUAAUGUCAACGGAUUCGUUUUCGAAAAUUCCGCUGAACUCAGCAAGCAGUUGGUGAAUAUAUUUAGUGACUUCCCUCAAGAUAGGACUACCCUCAACAGACUAAGUAAAGAAGUGGAAAAGUUUCGGAAUAUUACGUGGAAUGAAGCUUGGGACAAAAAUGUGCUGCCUUUGUUUAAAAGAUGAUGUUUUUUUCCUGAUUUGAUACUCAAGAACUAGUAGUUCUAGGAAUGUAGGGCAUGUGGUAUUAGUACUGGUUGCUUGAGGUCUCCAGUUACUCGGCAUAUGAUAAUAAGGGUAGAAGGCUACAUAAAUACCCUUACAUUAAAUGUGAUUAUGUGAAGCUGUUCUUUGGCUGCUAUCUAAAUCAAUUAAACAACUCCAAUACUUUAUUAUAUACAAAAAACAUUGCACUCAUAAUUCGACAAACUAUAAGUUAAAAGAAAUAAGAAUAUUUACAUUGAA
Ciona intestinalis (vase tunicate) is the source of this 1700-nucleotide messenger RNA. The record is from RefSeq and is a predicted model, not a curated record. Lineage: Eukaryota; Metazoa; Chordata; Ascidiacea; Phlebobranchia; Cionidae.